AUGGCCGGUUUUCGGAGUUUGGGGGACGAGGAGGAAGUGGAGUUCGAGUGCAAGGUGUCGGACAAAGGCUUGGAGGCCACGAUGGUCUCGGGGGUCGAGGGCCAGGAGUGCAAGGGCUCCAACCGGCGACCCAUGUCUAAGAAGAAGUUCAAAAAGAUUAGGUGCUACAACUGCGGUGAGUUUGCCAACCACAUCGCCGCGAAGUGCAAUAUGGGUCCGCAACCGAAACGGUGCCACCACUGCAAGGACUCGGAGCACCUCAUAGCCGACUGUCCCAAACUGGAGGAGAAACGGCUACUCAAGAAGACCACCUCAUCGUCGGACGACACGUCCAGCUCCGGCAACAGCACUACAGGCAAACGCAGUGUCAACGGACACCACAACAGCGCCGGUAGCGACAACUCCGAAGAGGAGAUUAUACUGAAUGCCGCGGAAACGGCGUCCAGUAAUGGGUCGGAGAAGCACCUGUCCGACAGCGGUAUCGGCAACCGGUCCAUCGGUAAGACCCCGACCACCGACGACACCAAAUCCGAAUCGCCGGUGUCCGACGCCAGUAGGGGUCGGGAUGUCUAG
Messenger RNA from Oppiella nova, 573 nucleotides. NCBI's taxonomy places the organism in Eukaryota, Metazoa, Arthropoda, Arachnida, Sarcoptiformes, Oppiidae. The record is from the annotation of a GenBank genome assembly.